This is a messenger RNA of Odocoileus virginianus texanus, 2187 nucleotides long. Lineage: Eukaryota; Metazoa; Chordata; Mammalia; Artiodactyla; Cervidae. The record is from RefSeq and is a predicted model, not a curated record.
CUCUGGUCAGGAUGUAAUACUCACAACCUCAAUUUGUCUGCAGGCUCUGUGAGCCAGAAUGGCCUUCACGCAGUGUGGAAGAUCACAAGUGAAGCCAUUGAUGAGCUGCAUCGAUCUCUUGAGUCUUGUCCUGGGGAGACCGCCAUGGCAGAGGAUCCAGCUGGGCUGAAGGUCUCUUUGCUGCCGCACCAGAAGCAGGCAUUAGCCUGGCUGCUAUGGCGGGAAAGCCAGAAGCCACGAGGAGGAAUUUUGGCUGAUGAUAUGGGGUUAGGAAAAACCCUGACAAUGAUUGCACUCAUCCUGACCCAAAAGAAUCAAAAGAAAAGCGAAGAAAAGGACGAAACCAUGGCUUUGACUUGGCUUUCCAAAAAUGACUCCUCUGAGUUCACUUCUCGUGGAACACUAAUCAUCUGUCCUGCCUCUCUGAUCCAUCAUUGGAAAAAUGAGGUGGAGAAACAUGUGAGCCACAACAGAUUAAGAGUCUGUCUGUAUCAUGGGCCAAACCGGAAUCAACAUGCAAAAGUCCUCUCCACAUAUGACAUCGUGAUCACCACCUACAGCCUCCUGGCCAAGGAGAUCCCCACAGCGAAACAAGACAAACAGAUCCUGGGUGCAAACCCCAGUGUGGAGGGUACGUCAUCACCUUUGCUUCAAGUAGUGUGGGCUCGAAUCAUAUUGGAUGAAGCUCACAACGUUAAGAAUCCCCGGGUGCAGACUUCCAUGGCCGUGUGUAAGCUCCAGGCCCAAGCCCGGUGGGCUGUCACUGGAACACCGAUUCAGAACAACUUGUUGGACAUGUAUUCACUGUUGAAAUUUCUCCGUUGUUCUCCAUUUGAUGAGUUUAAGCUGUGGAAGAGUCAAGUAGACAAUGGCUCAAAGAAAGGAGGAGAACGGUUAAAUAUCUUAACCAGGACCCUUUUGCUGAGGAGAACAAAGGACCAGCUGGACUCCGCCGGCAAGCCCUUGGUGGUGCUGCCCCAGCGUAAAUUUCAGUUGCACCAUUUAAAACUCUCUGAAGACGAAGAGACUGUCUAUAGUGUCCUUUUUGCAAGAUCGAGGUUGGCUCUGCAGUACUAUCUAAAAAGACAUGAAAGUGGGAGCAACCAAUCUGGAAGAAGCCCUGACAAUCCAUUCAAUAGAGUGGCCCAGGAGUUUGGAUCCCACGGGCCUGGGCCCUCCUCGGCAGCCAGCUGGGCGACCUCCAGCACCGUCCACAUCCUGUCACAGCUGCUGCGGCUCCGCCAAUGCUGCUGCCACCUCUCUCUGCUGAAGUCGGCCCUGGAUCCGACGGAGCUGAAGAGUGAAGGUCUGGCCCUCUCCCUGGAGGAGCAGCUCAGUGCCUUGACCUUGUCCGAAUUUCACGACUCAGAGCCGUCUGCCUCCGUUUCCCUUAAUGGCAAAUGCUUCAAGGUGGAGCUUUUUGAUGACAAGAGAGAGAGCACCAAGAUUUCAUCCCUGUUGGCAGAAUUGGAGGCAGUCCGAAGAAAUUCAGGGUCCCAAAAGAGUGUCAUUGUCUCUCAGUGGACCAGCAUGCUGAAGGUUAUAGCCUUGCAUCUUAAGAGAUGUGGAUUUACUUAUGCCACCAUCGAUGGCUCUGUCAACCCCAAGCAGAGAAUGGACUUGGUAGAGGCAUUUAACAGCCCCAGGGGCCCUCAGGUUAUGCUAAUUUCUCUCUUGGCUGGAGGUGUCGGUCUAAACCUGACUGGAGGAAAUCAUCUUUUUCUUCUGGACAUGCACUGGAAUCCAUCGCUUGAAGAUCAAGCUUGUGACCGAAUCUACCGAGUAGGGCAGCAGAAAGAUGUCAUCAUACACAAAUUUAUUUGUGAGGGAACAGUGGAAGAGAAGAUCUUACAACUGCAAGAAAAAAAGAAAGAUUUAGCCAAACAGAUUCUAUCAGGAUCUGGAGAAUUUGUCACCAAGCUCUCCUUGGCUGACCUCAAAGUCCUUUUUGGCAUCUAACUUCCUGUUUUUCGGGCUCAGAAUAGUGCCACUGUUGGUUUGUACUAGGAUCUGGAGGGAACGACUUAACCCUGGUCCUUUGAGCUCUCCUUGGCUUUCAGUUUCACCUUCAAGCCUGAUGCCCUUCUCCAAGCGAGGAUGAAUUAUCAUGUUAACCAGCUAGGUAACCAGUCAUGUUAACCAAUCAGCGUAUUAAAUAAAACCAAUAAAGUGCUUCAGAUAAACAGC